AUGUCUGAUCCUCCUGGCUAUACUACUGCAGCGCACGAUGGCGAGAAGGCUGUUGGUGUGGAUGAGGUAGAUUACAAGAAGGAUGUCACUAGACCAGGAGAUAUGAUAGAGACGGAUCCAGCUCUGGACCAACGCAUCACGAGGAAACUGGACCUUCAUAUCUUGCCUUGGAUCUUCAUCCUCUGGCUCCUGGCUUUUAUCGAUCGCUCGAACAUUGGCAACGCUAAACUCGAUGGCUUGGUCAAGGAUCUCAAACUCACGGGCGACAAGUACAACACUGCACUGGCGGUCUUCUACAUCCUCUAUGUACUCGUGGACAUACCGUCUAAUUGGCUGCUCAAAAUCGUAGGAGGCGGGCACUGGCUUUCCGCUAUCGCUAUUGCUUGGGGUAUCGUAGGUACGGCGAUGGGGGGCGUAAAGAGCUAUGGCGGACUGAUAGCUUGUCGUCUGCUGCUUGGAGCCUGCGAGGGCGGGAUGUUCGGUGGAAUCAUCCUUUAUUUGAGCAUGUUCUACAAGAGGCAUCAGCUCAUGUUCCGCCUGGGGAUCUUCUACUGCGCGGCACCGUUGAGUGGAGCUUUUGGUGGUCUUUUGGCGACGGGAUUGAGUAAGAUCAAUUAUCAUGGUUAUAAUGGCUGGCCCUGGAUCUUCUUCGUCGAGGGCGCAAUCACCAUCGUCGUGGCAAGCGUCGCGUUCUUCUUCCUCCCACAUACACCAUCCCAAUGCAAGUUCCUCUCCCACGAAGAACAAUGGCACGCCGCGCACCGCCUGCGUCUCGACCUCCACGGCGCCUCCUCAGCCGAGCAAGUCGAAGAAGAGCACUUCUCCUGGACCGCGGUCAAACUCUCCCUCUUCAACGUCAACACCAUCGCCAUGAGCCUGAACUUCUUCCUUAUCCUCAUCCCAAUCUACAGCUUCAGCCUCUUCCUCCCCAGCAUCAUCUCGGGAUUAGGCUACAAAGCUGUACACGCUCAACUCCUCACAGUACCACCGAACUUCCUCGCCUUCCUCAUGGUCAUCGGCGUCUCCUUCCUCAGCGACCGCAUCAAAAUGCGCGGCCCGCUCAUCCUCGCCGGCGCCAGCUUAGCAGCAAUAGGCUAUAUCCUGCAAAUCGCCUCGCACAAACCCGGCAUCAAAUACGCCGGGACCUUCUUCGUCGCAGCCGGAAUGUUCCCCUGCUCGCCCCUCGUGCUGGCCUGGCUGAGUAACAACCUAGCACCCCACUACAUCAAAGCCACGGGUCUGGGCUUUCAGGUCGCGAUCGGGAAUUGUGGUGCGUUCGUCGCCACGUUCACGUAUUUGAGCCAGGACGCGCCGGAUUAUACCAAGGGGCACGCGAUCAAUUUGGGCGCUAUUGGGUUGAUUUUGAUAUUCACGGCGGGGAAUAUGAUGUAUAUUAAGUGGGAGAAUGCGGCGAGGGCCAGUGGGAAGAGGGACCAUAGGUUGCGGGAAGGAGGUGGGGAGGAUGGGUUGGGGUAUCGGCAUCCCGAAUUUAGGUAUACCUCUUGA
Messenger RNA from Recurvomyces mirabilis, 1506 nucleotides. RefSeq lists its product as uncharacterized. Bases 1 to 1506 code for a protein of 501 amino acids. The record is from RefSeq and is a predicted model, not a curated record. NCBI's taxonomy places the organism in Eukaryota, Fungi, Ascomycota, Dothideomycetes, Mycosphaerellales, Teratosphaeriaceae. The transcript has 3 exons. Gene Ontology annotation, biological process: transmembrane transport. Gene Ontology annotation, cellular component: membrane. Gene Ontology annotation, molecular function: transmembrane transporter activity.